AUGGAGUCGCGCUUCCACUCUCUGCUCCUCCUACUAUCAUUGCUCAAUUCUCCCAUCCUCAAUCGGGCCGACGAUUAUGGCGGCGUCGGAGUGAUCAAAGUCAAUUACAAAUUCUCCGGGUCGGACCCCACUCUCAGCGCCCUAAGGGCUCACGACGACGUCCGCCACCUUGCAAUUUUCACCGGAGUCGACCUUCCCCUUGGAGGCACUGGCCGCCCUGAAGCCGUCGGGCUGUACUAUGCUAAAAUAGCUAUUGGAACGCCUUCAAAGGAUUACUAUGUACAAGUUGAUACUGGAAGUGAUAUAACAUGGGUUAACUGCAUCCAGUGCAGCCAAUGCCCCAAAAGAGGUUACCGAGGAAUAGAACUUACGCUUUACAAUCCCAGAGAAUCUCUUACUGGGAAACUAGUCUCAUGUGAUCAACAGUUCUGUAAAGAGAUUGGUGGAGGCUUGACCGGUUGCCGUGCAAAUACAUCAUGUUUGUACACCGAGGUCUAUGGAGAUGGGAGUUAUACCAUGGGCUACUUUGUUGAGGAUAUUGUCCAGUAUGAUCGAGUGUCUGGUGAUCUGCAAACUACAUCUGCAAAUGGAAGUGUUAUAUUUGGAUGUGGUGCGAGACAGUCUGGGGAUUUAGGAUCUUCAGAUGAUGCACUUGAUGGGAUAUUGGGUUUUGGAAAAUCAAAUUCAUCAAUACUCUCACAGCUUGCCUCAUCUGGAAGAGUGAAAAAGAUGUUUGCCCAUUGCUUGGAUGGUGUGAAUGGUGGAGGUAUCUUUGCUAUUGGGCAUGUUGUUCAACCACAAGUAAACAUGACACCUCUGGUGCAGGACCAGCUCCAUUACAGUGUGAAUAUGACUGCAAUUCAAGUUGGUCAUGUUUUUCUCAAUCUGACAACAGAUAUAUAUAAUAUUGUAAACAAGAAAGGGGUAAUAAUUGAUAGUGGCACCACACUGGCGUAUCUGCCUGAGGCAAUUUAUAACCCACUUGUGAAACAGAUACUCAGUGGGCAGAGGAACAUGAAAUUGAGAAUUCUUGAAGAUAAAUACACUUGCUUUGAUUAUUCCAGAAGUGUUGACGAUGUAUUUCCAUCAGUAAUCCUUCAUUUUGGAAAUUCACUUUCAUUGGAAGUUCAUCCACAUGACUAUCUAUUCCUUUUUGAAGACAAGAUGUGCAUCGGUUGGCAAAACAGUGGCAUGGAGCCCCAAGAAAAAAUGAAUAUGACAGUUUUAGGAGAUCUGGUCCUAUCAAACAAACUGGUCUUGUAUGAUCUUGAAAAGCAAGCGAUUGGAUGGACUGAAUAUAACUGCUCGUCAAGUAUCAAAUUGAAGGAUGAGAUUACUGGGUCCGUACAUCUCGUUGGAGCACACUCUCUGUCCGACGGUGGCAGAUUUAUUAUUGUCCAACCUAUUUUCCUACUACUCAUUGCUCUACUGCACGGUUUGGUGAUGCCACCGAUACUCUAA
This is a messenger RNA of Striga hermonthica, 1461 nucleotides long. Lineage: Eukaryota; Viridiplantae; Streptophyta; Magnoliopsida; Lamiales; Orobanchaceae. The record is from the annotation of a GenBank genome assembly.